UUAAGUAAUGCACAGAGGUUUUUUUUAAUAUUAUUUGUAUAUGUUUGGCAUCUAAGACUUAAUGUAAAUCCCCAUAAAUAGUAGUCGGGUGUGGAGGUUUUAUGUAUAAGUUUCAACUGGUAACCAAAAAAAUCUUUUUUCAAAAGGUUCCUAUAGCAUUGCCCUAUAAUGAGUAAAAUAUUUUUAAUCCCAGAUGUAUAGGUGUUUGAUCAUCAUAAAUUAAUAAAAAUUGAAGUGAAUGAUACAAAAAUAUUGUGGAAAUGAUCAGACAGAUUUUUGGGUUUUCUAUUAAAGUUUUGGUAGGGAUGGUGUUAUUACUGUUUUAUUGUGAAUUUCUUGUGUAUUAUAUAAAGCAAAUAAACUGUACAUGGCCCACAAUGGAUCCUUCGAAGGUAGAUAAAAAUAUUACCAAAAGUAUUGAGGAACCAGUCAAGAUUAUGGUGAUUGCAGACACGCAUUUGUUAGGAUCACUGAGGGGACACUGGUUUGACAAACUAAGAAGGGAGUGGCAGAUGUAUAGAGCAUUUCAAACUGCUAUAACAUUGCAUAAACCUGAUGUUGUAUUUGUCUUAGGGGAUCUUCUAGAUGAAGGCCAAAUAUGUAAUGAUGUAGAGUUUGACUAUUACAUACGAAGGUUUUAUGACCUUUUUAAACUACCUAAAGAUAUUCAAAUGCAUGUUGUGGUAGGAAAUCAUGAUAUUGGAUUUCAUUAUAGGGUUACUCCAUACUUAAAAGAAAGAUUUGACAAGGCUUUUAAUUCCACUGCAGUUCGACUAAUAAACAUAAGAGGAAAUAACUUUGUACUGGUAAACAGUGUUGCACUAGAAGGUGAUGGAUGUUUCUUAUGUAAACCUGCUGAACUGGAAUUGGCCAAAAUUGCAGCCAAAUUAAAAUGUUCACAGAACAUGACAAAGUCCUGUCCUUUUGAAGAUAUUCCAAAUUACAGUAGACCAAUUCUUAUGCAACAUUAUCCCUUGUAUCGCAAAUCAGAUGAGAAAUGCUCAGAUUUUGAUGCAGCGCCUUUUCCAGAACGAGAAGAACCUUUUAGAGAAAAAUGGGAAUGUAUUAGCAAAAAAGCUACCCAUCAGUUGCUGAAACAAGUGAGGCCCCGUUUAGUUCUUAGCGGACACACUCAUCACGGAUGUACUAGAAAACUUCCCAAGCCAGUUCAAGAUGGGAUCGAAAUUACAAUACCUAGUUUUAGUUGGAGAAACAAAAAUAACCCAAAUUAUUUAUUGGGUGUUUUUACCACCAAUAAUUAUGCUGUGACAAAAUGUGAAAUGCCUAGGGAAAAUGAUAUUAUUAACAGCUAUAUAUUUGGUUUUGCCAGUUGGUUAUUUGGGUGUAUUAUCUAUACAAUAGUGCUAAGGAUUAAAAAAAAGAGGGUAUUGUUGGCAAUAAAAAUCGAAUGAAGUAAAUAACAAAGAAAUAAAUCUUGUACCAAUAUAAUUUGAGAAAAAUCUAUAAUUGUAUUUAAAUUUGAAUAAAAGCAUAUUUUUAUACCAGAUGUAUAGAAACAUUAUUAAAGUAAGUAAAACAGGAAAAUAAAACAUG
Molecule: messenger RNA, 1554 nt
Organism: Anthonomus grandis grandis
Lineage: Eukaryota; Metazoa; Arthropoda; Insecta; Coleoptera; Curculionidae
Product: metallophosphoesterase 1-like
Exons: 1
Coding region: 261-1412 (383 amino acids)
Biological process (GO): GPI anchor biosynthetic process
Molecular function (GO): hydrolase activity
Source: RefSeq, a predicted model, not a curated record